GUUGAAUCAAGACUUGAUGCAAUUUCUAUUUAAGACAUGCGGGUUGAUUCACUUUUCUCAUAUCAUUCCAUCCCUUUUACUUUCUUGCUUCUCCUUUAUCCAAAGAUGGUGCUGAAAGGGAAACUUAUUUCUGAACUUGGGAUCAAAGCAGCCACUGACAAGUGCUUCAAAUACUUGGCAACACAACUUCAUGAAUUGCAAAACCAUUGUGAAAGAGUUCAUCAUACCAAGCUGCAUGAAGGUGAAGACUGGCAUGACACUGAUAGAGUUAAGCACUGGACUUAUGUCAUAGAUUGUUGCACAUGUGGAGAUUAUCUUCGGCCUCUAUCAAUUGUGUUAUGUGGCAAGGUACACACAAGUUAUGACACUCUUGAAGAAAUUGAUGAGAAGAACAAAAAAUUGCGUUAUAAUCUGUUCGGUGGAGAUAUUGGUGAGCAUUAUAAGGUGUUUAAACUCACCAUUGAACUAAUUGAUAAGAGUGAUGGCAGUGGUGCUAUUAAAUGGAUAAUUGAUUUUGAGAAGAUUAAUGAGAAUAUUGACCCUCCUAAUGGCUGGAUGGACUACGUUACCAAUGUUACUAAAGAUCUUGAUGCUCAUCUUGUCAAGCCAUAGAGCUCCAUACGCUAUAAAUAAAUAAAAGAAAGUGACAAAUAAGUACUCAUGGUUUAGUGUAUGAGGUUGGUUAUGGAUAUAAUUAUUAUGUGUUCGUCUUUAUAACUAGUGUGCGAUGUGAUUUUGUGACAAAUAAAUCCAUACACUAUAAAUAAAUAAAAGAUAAAGUGACAGAUAAGUACUCGUGGCUUAGUGCAUGAGGUUGGUUAUGGAUAUAAUUAUUAUGUGCUCGUCUUUAUAACUAGUGUAUCAUGUGAUGUUGUUAUUGUAUAUUGUUGCAUAAGUACGUUGGUUUUUUUAUCUUUUGUUUGUAUGGAAUAAAUGUGUCGGUUAAAGAAUG
Vicia villosa (hairy vetch) is the source of this 952-nucleotide messenger RNA. RefSeq names its product major latex protein 146-like. The record is from RefSeq and is a predicted model, not a curated record. Gene Ontology annotation, biological process: defense response. Lineage: Eukaryota; Viridiplantae; Streptophyta; Magnoliopsida; Fabales; Fabaceae. The coding region runs from base 37 to 612 and encodes 191 amino acids. The transcript has 3 exons.